GAAUAGUUCGAGCACACUUGUAUGCCGCCUAUGUAGUCUAAACAGCGAAGGGACACAACUCUCCGUGCCGCUCUCACAUGCCCAGAAAAAGUAGCCGGUCGAGGUUUUCCACCGAUCUUCAGAGUUGAGCUGCAAAGUAUAAUGGCGACGGAAAGUAUGCUCGGUUCUGAAACGGAUGAUCUUAGCUUUUCAAAUCCAGCUGGAGCCGCUUUACUUUUAAUAAUCGGAGAACCUCAUUCAGACGGUCACAGGAAUUUAAUUUUGGACGAGAUUACCAAAGGAUUCCGAUGCUGGGAUGAGGAAGCUAUAGGAAUUGACAUCAACGAUGAGUUGUCACAGAUUGCCAACAGGGCAGCACUGGGAAAUGAAGGACCAAAUGGUGAAAGGAUUAUUCGUCACAAGUCGGACAACAUUGCUGUGGAGAUCUUGGUCAACCCCCAGACUGUAACAGUGCGCAGGUCCUUGAAGAGUUUCCUCACCAUCCAGUCCCCACACAAGUUCCUCAUCUACGCUGGCCAUGCUUUCCAGGGCUCUGGAGCUUGGGUCCUUCAGGAUGAUGUCUUCACGUUUGCCAAUUUGGCCCAUGUUUUCAAGGACACUGAUGUUGAAAAUGCGAUCAAGCAGAACCCAGGCAGUAACCUGACUGUGUACACGCUUGCUGGAAGCGACUGGCGAAGUAGCUUUAGCAAGCAUGACUUUUGUAAGGAAAUACAUAUUGCGGUGAACCCUCCUGAGAAGUUGCACAAUGUCCACGGCAUCCUUCAGUUUGCUGCUUACAUCGGCAGCUUUGUCAAGUCGCAGAAUGUCACCACCAUGCUGCAUUCUUCAGAGAUCGUCGGCAACAUAAAGUUCAGCCGACCAACGUUGUACAUCUUCCCUGGUUGCCAGGGAGAUUCUGCUCUUUUUGGUAUCAAUGGCUUUAGCCUUCUUGUCAAUGGUGGAUAUAGUAGGAGGUCUUGCUUUUGGGAUUUCACCCGUCACUUAGAUAGAAUAGAUGCAUUUCUGCUCACACAUUUAGGCACAGAUAAUUUGUUUGGUAUUGGAUCGGUUUUGCAACGAAAGCAGAUUGAAAAUGUCCACCCUGAAAUUGGCUUUAUGUACCUAAACUCUAGUGAGAAAACUAGAAAUUCUCCAUUGCCUAGUGCAGAGGAUGUAAACCAGAAAGAUCCUGGUUUGUUGAUAAAUUUGGCAGAGGAGGGAAGUCGUCUGAUAGAUUUUUCUAAGCAGUUAGGCCAGCUUCCUCAUCCAUGUUCACGCACAACUUCUGGGCCAAACCAGGAACCUGUAAAUCUCUACCAUAAAGUUGGUCACGGUUCACUGGACAUGUACAUCCUCAAUCCUGUUCAUGACUGCAAGGAACUGAAGGAGUUUUAUCUGCAGUGGAAUAAGCAAGUUAACAACUUUGGAGUCCAGCAGCAUGUGCCCCUACCCAACAUGCUAUCCAUCUGUGCAUUGCUGGUUUGGAGACCAUCGAAUCCAAUGGACAAAAUCACCAGGAUCUUCUUUCCUGGUAAUGCACCACAGCACAAGGUUAUUGAGGGACUGGAAAAGAUAAAGAACCUGGACUUCCUGAAGCAUCCACAUUGCUGUCAGAAGGACCUUCAGCAAGCGAAGAAGUCUCCAUCAGCAUCACGAGUUACAGGAACCAAGACUACAGUGAGAUCAUCGGCCCCUGUGAAAGCUGAACCAGCCAGAAGAACAGAAAGAGCAGAACGACCAAAGCCACCAGUACCAACCACCAUGUCAAGAGGAAAGGUUGUCAAGGAGGAUGCUAAUAAGAAGGCUGCAACCAGGUCCAAAGACAUAAAGAAGGACAAAGAAAAAGAGAAAAAGGAGAAGACGGACAAAUCUAAAUCUUCAGCAUCUUCUAGUCCAUCAAAGAGUUCUGUUUCUGCUGCUUCUCCAUCAAAGAGUUUGACUCCCACUGAUGUCCUACCUGAGCCAAUCUUACCACAAGAGAAACCUGAAUCACCAGUUAAAUCUGAACCUGAACCAGAGCCAACUCUUCAGGAUACCAGUGCUAAAGAGCAGCCGCUGAUAAAUCACGUAAGUGAACAAGCACCAGUGACCGAGUCAGAACAGCUGUCUAAUUCAGUGAAUGAAGUACGUGAAUCUGCAUCACCAGAGCCACUUCCAGAUCCGACUCAGUUUGAGCCUACUACCUAUGACAAUGUUCAGCAGUCUCCUUCUCAGCCUCUGUUUGAUAAGCAAAGACUUAUAGAGCUUGGCAUUUAUGAUGAUGACUAUGAAGAAAGUGAACCUGCAGUACCAAAUGCCAUUUCUGAUAAGCAAAAAUUAGAAGAUAUGGGGAUUUAUGAUGAUGACCAUCAGGAAGAUGUCUCUUCUGCUGUGGAUCCUAUUUCUCAGAACCAUCACACUCCAGUAACAUCACCUUUGUCUCCUGGAGAUGAAGACCUGCUUCAACCACAAGCUCUGCCAGAUCCUGUGGCAAUUCUUGAACAAGCCCCACUAAUACCAGAAAAAGAUUUCAUGAGAGAUGUGACUCCUGAAGGAGUGACUAAGGAAGAAGUGGAACCAGAAGAAACUAGAGCCGAAUCUCCUGCUCGAGUGAUGGAAGCUGAAGAAAAGGAGAAAUCUCCUGCUCCUUGUGAUGAUAGUAUGUCAAAGGGGGAUUCAUCUGCCCCUUUUUAUGACAAUACAAAGGAAGAUUUUCCUGCAAUUUAUGAUGAUGAUACAAAAGAUGAUUCCCCUGCACCUUGUUAUGGUGAUACAAAGGACGAAUCUCCUGCACCUUUUGAAGAUGAUACAAAAGAUGAUUCACCUGCACCUGGUUAUGGUGACACAAAGGAAGAUUCACCUGCACCUUGUGAUGAUGAUACAAAAGAUGAUUCACCUGCACCUGGUUAUGGUGACACAAAGGAAGAUUCCCCUGCACCUUGUGAUGAUGAUACAAAAGAUGAUUCACCUGCACCUAGUUAUGGUGACAAAAAGGAAGAUUCACCUGCACCUUGUGAUGAUGAUACAAAAGAUGAUUCACCUGCACCUGGUUAUGGUGACACAAAGGAAGCUUCACCUGCACCUUGUGAUGAUGACAUAAAGGAACAUUAUGAUGAUAAAAAGGCAGAAUCACCUGUCCCUGUUUACAAUGAUUUGGCUGAAAAAGAAGAAUCUCUCGUUGCAGGUCAUGAAGACCCGGCGGAAGAUAUCCCAUCUUCACCAGAACCAACAGAAGAUCCUCAAGAAUUUGCUUACCCAUCUGAGCCUGCAAAGAAAGAAGAGUCUAGUGCACCUUUCAUACAUGAACCGGAUGUCACACCUGCACAAGCAUCAAUAGAGCAAAGCCUCCAGUACGGUAUUACUGACGAUCAGAUUCCACACAUGGGAGGGAUCAGAGAGGAGGAAGAGGAAGAUGAUGCCAUUCAUAAUGAAUCCAUUGAUGAUAAGGAUCACUUAAUAAAUAUUGCGGAAGAUACAAUGCAUCCAACAGAGCAAGAUUCUGACAUUAAAGCAGAGGGUGAUCAUGUGAAUGAAGCUGACAAGACAAUGGAGAGAGAAACAGACCUGGUGGAUAAACAAGCUAUGGAAGACUUGGGGAUUUCUGAAGAAGAUGACCAAGAAGUAGACACUCGUGACUCCCUUGAGAGAGAUCCUAGUGCAUUUGUUUAUGAAAAGGAAGUUGAUUUGGAGGAAGAAGAAGGACAAGUGAUAAAUCAGGAGGAAAAUAUCCGGCCUGAUUUUGACAGAGAAACCCAUGAUGAGAUGCACCAAAUGAAGACAGAUGCUCAGGAUGAGGCUCAGGAUGAAAAUGCAUCUGCCUGCUUUUCUAAAGAACAAGAUUCAGUUACAGAACAUAAUCAUAUUAAAGCUGAAGAGUCGCAGGUUGCCCAUGAUUUAUCGUAUGAUGGAUCUGCCCAUGAAAUGGAAGGUGAACAGGAGUCAAGUAUUCCUGAAGCUUUUGAAAAGGAUGACACUCCUCAACCAAGGGAAAACCAGCCCUUUGAUUUCUCAGGAGGUCUGAUUGAGAAUGUCAAUGGAACAGGGAAGAUGGGGGACAAAGAUGAUGAUACCGAUUCAAUUGACGGAGGAACCCCAGAUGAUGACAAGGAUAUUGAUGAAUCAUUUUCCCACAUUCAAGAAAAGCAUUCAAAGGAUGCCCCUACUCCAGAAAUGGAGAAUGACGUGCCAGCCAAUAUGCGUGCUGGAUUUGAUUCCAAAAAUCCUUUUGAUACAUUAGAUCAGCAGGGAUACAAUCCUUUCAUUGGUAUUGAAGAUACUGGGUCUGCACAACAGCCACCUGCCAACAUGGCAGGUAUUGAACAAGAGUCUGCACUGGAGGCCAAUAAGGAAUUUGAUCCAGUUGCUGAGUGGGGCCAACCUAUGGGACUUCCUUCCCCAUCACCACCAGAAGAAAACAAAUCCGAUGUGGCCACAAAUGGAAUUGCUUCAGAUGUCUCAAGUAAAUCCCCCAAAGCUGCGAAGACUGCUAAAAAUGGAACAACUAAGAUGGCUGAUGCCAAAAAGUCACCACCUCGUACCAAGUCCCCAGAAAAAAGACCAGCUUCAGCAACUAAAACCAGAUCUGCAAAUGGCCUCACGAACAAGUCCACUGACCUGCACACAAGGACUGGUCGACCUGGGUCUGUGGCAGCUGACAAGAAGACCGAAACAAAGAGACCUGCCACAGCAAGUACGGAGAAGAAACCCGCUACGGCACGUGCACGACCUGCCACCGCUCCUGCGUUGCGACAGACGGACUCGAAAACGCGAGCCACGGCAACAAGCCGCCGACCAGCGACUGCCACUAGUCGAUCGUCCCCAGUGAACAGUCGGGCCGCACCUCUCCCUCCCCUGACCCCGUUCUACGUGGAUCUCACCUAUAUUCCCAACCAUGGUGACCCACUGUACAGCGAUGUGGAGUUCUUCAAGCGGAUCCGGGCCAGGCACUAUGUCCUGAGCUCCCUGUCGCCCAACCCGCAGAUACUGAACUCGCUGCUGGAGGCGAAGAGGCUGUGGGAGGACAAGGAGCUGGAGGUGACUGUCAUUCCAACGUACGAUAACGAAACACUUCGUCACUGGAUGGGACUGCACAAGGAGGACCUGGGCCAGCUGAAGAUCGACGUCGCGCCCUCAGCCAGUCGCUGCACCAUUCAGCUUCAAGACCACGAAACCAGCUGCUCAGCUUACAGGCUUGAGUUCUGAGCCAACCGUGACCAAAAUAUUGCAGUUACAGAAGCCAAGGGGUCCUUCGCAGCCCCUUUUGUUUUCUGCAUGUAGGCUGAGGGGUUUUUUUUUGAAUGAUGUGUGUGAACACGUGUACGAGGUUGAAUCCAUGUUAAGCAAUGUUGUUGGUUACUGUCUUAGUUUUUGCUUCUUGAUUGUGGUUGGGGUGGAAAGGUGUCAAGUCGUAUUAUUGUUCUGAAGCUGGAGUUUGGUUGGGUUUUUUUGACGAGAAUGCAUCAUAUGAUAGUCUUACUUUAUCAAUAUGCUUUUUGGUCUUUGUUGUAAAGUUGUUGCUUCAGUUUAUCGUUUUGGACUUCUUGUGAAUCUUUUAUCUCAAACUUUUGUGAAUGUAUGUUUAGACAUAUAAUAUAUAAGUUGGUCUUUUCUCUUCUUUUUUUAGUGGAGUUGUCUUAACAAGAAUUGUGAUUUAGAGUAGACUUUUGUUUAUUACACCCCAAACCCAAAGCAAAAAUGGUAUGAACAUUUCAAACAGUAUUUAACACUGUAGAAAGAACUGGAUAAGAUGUUUGUAAUAAUUCAAGACAUAGGAUUGCAUUGGGUAUAGUUGUCAAAUGUUCACAAUUUUCAGCUGUAAAACAUUGUUGAUUCCACACCUUUUUCAUGUUAAAUCUAAUUAGUCUGGUUUGAACAGUUUUUUUCUGGUGUAGACAGAUGCCAGUAUUGAAAAAGAGUUCUAUAUUAGCAGAAUUGAUUUUGAUGUGAUACAGUUAGUUUUUGUAGCUAUAUUUCAGCAGAUGUUACGAGUUUUCAUGCUAACACUUGUUAUGAUCUUAGUAAAUUUAGCCAAAUAUUUUGAACUUAUUUGGUAGAUAAUUUAUCAGAUUUUUAAAUUCUUGCUUUUGAUUGAUGUUUCACAUACAGAAUGUAAAUGGAUUAUUACCAUUUCUAUUGCUGCACAUUUAUAUUGUGAAAUUUUUAUUGUAAUUCAUGAUUAUUGUAUUCAAACAUGUUUAACAGAAUAUAAAUGAUAAAAUGUUGGACAUGCAUACUUUCAUCCUGACAAUAUGAAUAUUAUGGUGUUUUUUAAAAACUGACUAGGUAAACCGAGUUAAAAUCAUGUGAGUUUUCCCUCAUUUUGUUUUUGAUUCCAUAAACAAAUAUGAAAAUUAUAAUUAUCAAGAUACUCUAGGAAUUUUUGGAGUCUCUAAACUGAAAUCAUUUAACAAAUUAAGACUGAGUUAAGAAUAAAUUGAUGCAAAAUGUGGAGUUUUUUUAAAAUAUAAAAAAAAUAAGAUAAUAUUAUAUUAUAUUCAUUUUGCCAGACUUCCUAAAAGUCCUAUUGUGUACUGGUGAAACCUGCAGCUACACACUGCUCAAUUAUACAGACUUUUCGUCUUUUGGGACUACUGGUAACAUCCAGUGUGUCAAUUUAAAGAUGAUGUCCAUUUAUAAAAAAAACAGAAGAAAAAAAGCUGGUCCAUCCUUUCUAAAUUUUGAAGGCCAGACUUAGACUUUUAACCCAAUCUCUAGCCUUUAACUACAUGCUAAUUGUUUGGGACAGACUUUUAUCAAAGCUUUCAGUCUUAACUAGUUUUGGAAACCACAGGUCCUGGAAAUUGUAUUACUAUUACUGAAUUUGUAAAACUAUUAUUGAAUGGUUUUUUGAAGAAGAAAAAAGUUAGGGGUCUUCAGUUUUAUAAAUGUUCAUAGUCUGUACAUGUAGAGUGGUUAUGUUUAUUUUAAUAUGUGCUUAAUUAUUACUGAAUAUUUUCACUUUUCCUUUUUAUUUUUUUAUUUUUAUUUUUUAAACAGUCAACUACCAGACUCUCCUUUAUUUUCAGAUCUUUAUUAAUGUACACUGUAUAUAUACUAAAUACUUAUGUGAUGAUUAAUAUGCAACUGCCAUGUAGAGUUGGCUCAGUGUAUAGCCUUUAUUUCCAAAACUUGUGUCACAAAACACUUCCGGAAGAAAGAAAGGAAGGAAAUGUUUUAUUUUAUUUUUUUGAUAAUACCCAGGUAAUGACAUUGCUAUGAAACAACACUGUAUCAGUUGUUAAACAUGAAUUAUAAAUGAAGAACCGUAUCAUAUUGUGAUUCAGUCUUUAUGAGGAAAGGUGAGUGAUCACACACACUCAUGCUCCCCUCCACACUAGCCUGAAAAGGUUUAGGAGAGUGCAUAAAUAAAUUUUAUUUCAAACUUUGUGAUUGCGCGCCUAGCACCAUUCCAGUAGAGUGAUCCCAAACUCCCCUUGAUGUUUUUUUUUGGUGAAAAAGGUUGAUUAAUUUUUAAGAAAUACAUUUUUAAAUUUUAAAUUUAUUUGACAUGUUUAAUGAAUAAUUACAAAAUACUUUUGUACAUGUUCAUUAAGUAUUUCUGUUGAUGGAUUCAAGGUCUUGUCAUACUGAAACAGAUUACCGGUAUACAUGUAUUGUAAAUACAUAUACAGUAUUUGUAUAGCCUUGUCACAUUUAACAACAAUAGAUAAAUAAAUUCCAUAUUUAGAUUUACCGUGGCACAAUAUUAUUUGAAUAGUGCAAAUGUAAUUUUGGUGUUGGUUUUAUGUAAACCCAAUUCUUGCAUUGACAUGUGUUUUUAACUGCAUAAAAAUGCAGUAAUACCGUCAUUCUUUAUGAGCAAGUUAUGGAAAUGCUGUGUUAUACCAGGGUACAAAGUAGUAGGUGGCCAGAUUGUGAUAUGCCAGUGUAUUUUGAUAUGUAUGCAUGACCUUGAGUGAUAAAUCUUGUCUCCACAAUUUGGAGUCGCUUAAUACAGUGUGAAUGUCAUAUUAAUCAGAAAGUGCGAUUGCUGCCCAUUGCUUUCAUUUACAACUUCCUCUGUCUCUUCUUUUUCUAAUUUCUGACAAAUAAUUUCAUUAAAAAAAUCUAAAGACUUGAAAUGUAAUUUGAAAUUAGAUGCAUUUAUUGAAUAAUAGAUAUAAUUUAGGACAAAUUAUUUACAUUAAUUCUUUUAUAAGACUGUUUUUUUAAUUAUUUGUUCAUCAUAUAUGUCAAAAAAGUAUUUACAGAAUAUCAUAUCUGUCAAUUUUGCUUAAUUAUUGAACUUGUUAUGUGCAAGAAUAUACACCACAAGCAACAUUUACAUUAAAAAGCAAAUAACUUGUCCAAUAUGAAACCAUAACACAUGCUCAUCUGUAUGCUCAUCAUAUGUUAAGAAAUUUAAGUUGCAAUCAAAGUAGAUUGAUGGAACAGGAAAAAUAAAAGUACUGAAAAUCUUGGCAAUCCCAUUCUUGGAUCAGAAUAUGUCGUCUCGUGUUUUGAAGUGUUAAACAAAUUUCUAAUCUACACUUAUUUCUUGCUUCAAAAAUUCAUUUUAGUAUAUUGAUUAUUGGUAAGUUUUAAAUGUUUUGCCAUGCUAAAUACAUGUGAAUGCUUAUUGCUAGUGAAACUAACUAACUAACUAAAUAAAUAAAUAACUAAAUAAAUAAUGAGAUUAGGUGCCAGUAAAUUGUUUAUUAGGGUUAUAAUACUAAAAUGUGAAGUUUUAUCCUUUUUUUCUUUUUUUUCUUUUUUUCAGUUGAAAAAGCAUAUUAUUAUUUUGUAAUAAAAAUGGCAACAGUUCCAAAAAUAGAACACGUCCAAAACUGAUUUUUUUUAUUUUUUUUAAAUAAGGAAUUUUGUGUAUUUCAUUUUAACCUUUAAUCAGCACAUUUAACGUGUUGUGUCUACCACUUCCUUUCUGUUUCUUUGUGUUAGUGCAUCUUGUAAGCUCAGUGAUUGUCCGUUUUCACUUUAAAAAAAAGGUAGAUCUUAUGCUUUGCUAGACAAUUUUAAAAAACCCCAAAAUAUGAUUAAUGUUUUACACUAAUGUUAUUGGUCUCUUAGGGCACACUGAACAUGUUCAAGGUGGUUAACUUUGAUGUAGUUCCUGGAAAAUAGUUUAUUAUUUAUAUAGAACUGAAAAUACUAAGCAUGUUAUUAAAUAUAUAUGUUCCCCAGACAAAUGAAAAUUAAAAAAAAUUAUUAGUCAUAAUCAUCAUGUGUACAAUUGAAGGGAAAAUUUGAAUCUUCGUUUCAGUUUCAAAUGACAAACGGAAUGACGUUUGAUAAUUAUCAAAGGAUUGAAUAGUUUUAAUCAAGUAGGAUGAUUAUGUUUGACGUGCUGCAAUACAGCAUAUUGAGAAGAAUACAAUGUGAUGGGUCCUCGUUUUUUUUUUUAAUACAUACUGGUACCGGUAUGUGUUGUAGAAAUCAAGUACAGCAUGAAAAAAGUCAAAUUUUCAAAGAGGAUUUGUACCAUGUUAAUGAGAUUGUCCCAAAUUUGCAGCCUUUGUUUAGAUUUUCCUGACUGAGACUUUUUGAAGACUAAAAUUAAACAUUAAAUAAAUGUUCAUCCUUAGAAUAUUAUUGUUUUUAUAUUCAGUGUAUUUCACGUUAAUAUUUGUAAUUGUUCAAACAUUUUUAAUUUCCUAAUAUAUAUUUUCAUAUGUACGAAAUUAUUGGGAGAUAAAUCCAGUUUGAGCAAUCAAAAACAUUAGGACAAAUAUAUACAGAGACUGAGCUUCUAAAGAAGAAAAUAUAUAUAAUAUGUAAUUUUAAACAUUAAAGUUCCGUUAGUCAGAAAUGGAUUACAAUGGCAGGAAGCUCCGGACAUGCUUUCUAAUUUUUAAAUAAAUUUUGUACAGUGAUUUUGGUGGCAAAAGACAUAUUUCCUGAUGCUUUUUUAAUUUUUAGAAACUAAACGUUUUCAGCAGUAUAUUCUUUAAGAACUAAUUUUUAAAAUUAAAAUGUUAAUUGCCAUACCAGCUACAGUAUAUUUAACGAAUUCCAAUCAUCAGUUGGAUUAGUAAUUUUGAGAAUUUUUCUUUUGCUUUGAUUACGGUUUAUUAUUAUUUUUAAAAAUCUACUUAAUAAUUUUAUUGUUUACCUACAUAUGUAUUUCAAUUUUUAAAUUGUGUACAAUUUUCUCUGUUUGUAGUCUUAAUUUGCUUUUAUUCUCUUUGUUCUUAUCUCCCUUAUAAAUGUUAAUAUAGAGUUAUGUACCUUAGACCGGGAGUAAUAAAACAAAAAUGGAGUUGCUGUAGCAAUAUAUAGAGUUUCAGGACAAAGACUGUAAGCGUGGUUUUAGAUUGACAAUGAAUUAUUUCUAGCUUUUCACUUUACAGUCUAUUAUUUACGAAUUUAGUGCAAUUAAAUAUCUGCUAUUUCACCAUUGUGCUUUUGUAAAGUGUUAAUAUAUAUGCUUCCAUCCAUUAAUUCUGUUAAAAGUGCUGCACCGUCAGCCUGUACCCUGUACAUAUGUGUAAAUUUCUCUUUCCAUUUUACUUCGUGAAUCUUUUUCUCUUUUUUUUUUGUGUGUAAAUGCUGUAGAUUUUUUUUUUUUUUUUUUUGUGUGUGAAUUAAUGUUUUUCAUGGUGUCGUUUAUAUUGUGGAUCUGUACAGCCUGUUUUCAAUGUCGUAUUUCUGCAUCAAUGUCUUAAUAUUCGUCAAGCCAGAUUAUUAAAUGCUACCAAAAUUA
Gigantopelta aegis is the source of this 10618-nucleotide messenger RNA. RefSeq names its product microtubule-associated protein 1B-like. The transcript is spliced from 3 exons. Gene Ontology annotation, cellular component: cytosol; synapse; neuronal cell body. The record is from RefSeq and is a predicted model, not a curated record. Lineage: Eukaryota; Metazoa; Mollusca; Gastropoda; Neomphalida; Peltospiridae. The coding region runs from base 142 to 5160 and encodes 1672 amino acids. Gene Ontology annotation, molecular function: actin binding; microtubule binding. Gene Ontology annotation, biological process: microtubule cytoskeleton organization; regulation of microtubule depolymerization; axonogenesis.